CCGGCCGGGCGUUGGCAACAUUGGGCGGCCGCGGCAGACCAGUUCAAAUGUUGAUGGCGGAGGAGCAGCGGCGCGGCGUGUUUUUAGCUUAGUGUUGCCUCCAGGGGACCGUCCCGGGGCCUCAGUCACCCCUUGUGCUGCCCCUGGCGUCUGCUCCGUGCAGGGCCGCGAAGAAGUGCUGAAAAAUGGCUCUCCUGGAGAACCUGCGGGUUCUGUCCCUCAGGGCCGAUGACAUGGUCCAGGAGACGUGCAGCUCCUUUGAGGAACACUUUCUGUGGCUAGAAGAGGUCUUGGCUGAGGCACGACGCACUCUUGCAUCAGAGGAUCUUGUUUUGCUACCCAAGACACCCUCAGCUGCCCCAAAAAAGUCCCGCAGAGUCAUCAAAGAUACUGACUCUCAAACCUCAACAGAAAAUGCCGAGAACUCUCCACCCAGUAGUGAGGUUGGCUCCCCGCCCACCCGCCGGGGACGCCUCUGCUCCAAGCUUGCCAACCAGAAGAUUCAGGAACUGACACGGUUGAGCAGGGUCAAGAAGCUGCGACGGCCAUCCUCCCCCGUGACACAGGUCCCUCCCACCACCAGCCGCAGGAACAAGUUCCGCCAGGUCUCCCUGUCCCCCUCCCCCUCCAGAUCUGAUGAGAAGUCCAGUGAAUCGCCAGCACCAAAGUCAGUUCAGGCUACACCUCCCUCCACGAAGCGUGCUCAUAGGAGUGUGAGGCUUGUGCUGGAUCCUGUGGAUACCAACACCCCUCCUCCGAGUGUCACUACAUCCAGAAAAGAGCUUGCCUCCCCACUGAAGGAUGAAGGUAGCGCUGAAAAGGAGAGCUCCCAGCAGAAUAAAUCCUCACCUUUAUUGAAAGAUAAGAACACUACUCAGAUGGAUGUUGCCUCUUCACAGGAUCACACUUCAUCUAAGAAAAGCCUUGGCUCCUCUCCACAGAAAAUGAGCCUCCCAGCAAAUGAAGUGGCCUGCUCACCAAAGAAUAACUCCUCAGUAAGAGAAGUGAAUUGCUCUCCCAAGGAAGCUAGUUCACAAGAAAAGGAGACCCCGUACCAAACUCCAAUGGAAGUGAGUUCACAAGAAAAGGAGAUCUCACGGCACUCUCCAAAGGAAGUGAGCUCUAAAGAAAUCAGCUCUGAUGUACUAAGUAACCACAAUGAGACACAGAAGAGGAAUGUUGAGCAAGGUGAUAAGGUUGACCACUCACAGAACAGCAUGAAGGGCAAAGUGGAUUCCCAGACACUGCAUCAGGAAGACGAGGAUUUCCACCUCCACCUGGAUGAUAGUUACAGUGAUAUUCUGCCCCUGGAUGAUGAAGAAGCUGACGAAGGGAAAGAGAAGGAAGAAAAGGUGGAGGACAUGGAAGUUGUGUGGGAGUCAUCAGAAGCUAAGGACAAACCAGAGCAGGUCACUUCCCAGAACUCUCCCUCUCAAGUCACUCUGAAUGCACAACCCAAACCAGGCUCACCAUCCCAGGAGUGUUCUAUCCAGCAUUCCUCUGCACCUGCUCAGAAAGUGACAACCACAAGCCAGAAACCUGCUGUUCCACCUCCCUUUGCUCCUGCUCCCAGGGUCACACGAACCAAACAAAGGGCAGUGGAUGCACAGGACGUCCCACCACCCUCAGACAGUGAACCUCAUCCUCCCUCCGCUCCUGCCCCAAGAGUUAGACGCACCAAGCAAAAAACGGCAAAAAUGCAGGAAGUGGAAGAUAUGUUGUCCACAGGCAGUACCCCACACACUCCCUCCUCCCCUGCUCCUGCCCCAAGAGUAACUCGCACCAAACAGAAAGCUGUUGCAGUUCCAGAUCCUCCAGCUUUCUCAGACGGAACUGCCUCACCCACUUCCCCACGAGUUCCACACCCUAAACAGGAAGUUAAGGUACAGAAUGCCCCAGUGCUCCCAGAGACCCUCGGACAACCUCCCUCUGCCCCUGCCCCAAGAAUGACUCGCACUAAACAGAGAGCCAUUGAAGCACAAGAAACCUUGGCCAGUGUGCCUCAGCCUGCCACUAGAGUCACACGCACCAAACAGAAGGCCAGGGAAGACCAGCAAGCCCACAGCACGAAUGUCAACAAGGAAGACGAGGAAGGAGAGCAGGUCAGUGAAGACAGGGGGCUCAAGGCUAGCAGUGUAAAGGACUCUGGGGUGUUCAGCCUUGGGAUAAGGAAAGAAGGCUGGAGUUCGGCAGAGUCUUUGUCAUCUGGAGGCUCAUGCGCCCCACCUCAGCACACCAGUUCCCCACCUCGCAGGAUCACCCGCUCCAAGGUAUCCAGGCUGCAGCAGGAUCAACAGAGUCCAAAGGCCCUCCCCAGCAUCCCCAACUUCCAGCGUGUAUGUUGCUCCCCCAGGGGCACUGGGUUACCCUGUAGCCCACAAAAGGACUCUCCUGCAUCUAGAAAACUGGCAGCUCAUCCAAGCAGGGAUGGAGUGCAGCAGCUGGCAUCAGAGAUCUCCCACUCGCCUGUGCGUGUUGUUCGUCACUCCCCAGACAAGGCAGGAAAGGUGGUGGAGCCCAGACUGCAGAUGCAAGCAGGACGCAUCACCCCAAGUAUUGUCUCCAGGAUGCAGCCCUUCCUCACAGCCUCAUCAUCCUCUGCCUCCUCAUCUUCUGCAGGUCACACGAGAAUUAUUAAGCGGACGAUGGGGACUCCCUCUGAGAACCGACGUCCUGCCAACAUUGUUUCUGGCAUCACCUCCUUCAUCAAGAGCCAGCCUGUGCGCCCCAACAGAGACGAACAGCGUCUGCAGGAGUUACAGAAGAAGAAGGAGCGUGAGGAGGACACACUCAAGAAAAAGGAACAACUGCUAAAGGCUAAGACAGAGGAGAGGAAAAGGCGGAACGAGGAGCGCAUGCGACGGGUUCAAGAGACAAUACAGGAGCAAGAGCGACAGGCGGGGUUGGCCAAGGAGAAGCUGGAGCGUGAGCGGCGGCAGCGAGAUGAACGGCAGCGCGAGGAACGGCAACGCGAGGAGGAGGAGCGGGAGCGGCGGAGACAGCUGGUCAAGAAGAAAACCGAGGAGGAGGCGAAGAAGGCGGCCAAGCUGAAGGAGAUGCAAGAGGAGAGAAAAAGAUUGGAAGAAGAGAAGAAACAAAAGUUAGAAGAGGAGAAGAGGAAGCAGAGAAUCGAGGAAGAGGAGUAUGCAAUCAAAUACCAAGCUCAAAAGAAAAAAAUGGAGGAGCAAAUGAAAUUGAAGAUGACCGUGUCACAGAUGAUGAAGAAGAAGUACGAGGUAGAACAACCCAAGCCAAAGGAAGCCUUGCCUGUCAGUAAGCAGAAUGAGCAGCAGGCGCCAAAGCAGAAUGAGCAGCAGGCGCCAAAGCAACAGGAAGCCAAGACUGUCAUGAGCACCUACAAGGAGACUGGGGCUCUCAACACUACCUACACCUCCUCCACCAAGACCAAGGAAAACAGUGGCGGUCUCAACUCCACGUACACAAAGCCAGCAGCUGAUGCAAGGGUUGAUAGCUACGAGAUGACUCCACUCCAGCCCAAGAGGGUCUCCAGCUCCCUCAACAACUAUGAUAUUAAUGAUAUUCAGAGUGAUGAUUCAACAGAUGAUGACGCCUCUCCCAAGAAAAAGAUUCCACAAUGGGCCAUGAAGACACAGCUACAAGCAGCUGUACUGCAGCAAGAGCACUACCCUCCUGCACUGGAUGGGAUUUUUCCACCCAAUACUCUUCUCAUCUUGCCGGAUCUCACGCGGAUCUUCCCCAAACAGAAGCGUCGGUUCAGGAAGCGGACCUCAAGUGCUCAGUGGGGGACGCCCCCCGCCAAAGUGUUCCGUACCAUCGCCUACACCUAAAAGUAGCACCGUCACAGUUUAGCGGUGAUCUCUGAGACAUGCUGGUUACCAGGGGCAACACAACCAGUGUGUUUUUCUGGUGGGAAGCAGUGCCUGGAAUGUGGGAAGAUGUGGUUUACAAGGUUGUUAUGUGCCUAUGAUUUUGUUAUCUGAUGAGGCUUUCAUCGUGGAGGUCAAAGUCUUAAACUGGAACUGUCAAACAUUUAGAUGAUGAAAUGGCUUCUUCCUUUGCUCUCAUAUUCUUUGUUUAUACCUCAUUUCCUCUUCUUGCUCAUGUGCUGAAUUUGCAAUGAGCAGUUUUCCUUUACUGGCUGAAGCCUUGGUUCAGCGUAGGGCUUUGGUGACCCUCAUUGAAGGAAGGACAUGUAAUAUUGAUAAUGAAGGUCCUGCUUCCCUUGCACGAGGGACAAUCUUCCCUUCAGAGUGGUUGGACACAAAACAACCUACAAACAAAAGAAAAAGUUUUAUUUAAGAAAAAACUGUGGAAAUAUUUUGUCAUUUUUUUUCUCAUAUUUUCAGGAGGGUGUUUUUUAAAUGUAUUUUAUGCAAGAAAUAGAACAUGCAAAAAUAUCUUGCUACAAAAUCUCAGCAUCAAUAUUUAAAUGUUUAUGUAAGAAAAAUAUUUAUUGCUAAACUAAAGUUCUGAUACUGCUGUAUCUGCUGUUUUGGGUGGGUUGACAAACAAUAUAUUGUAGAUUUAGUCGACAAAGUUUCUCAGUCCUUGAUGAUGUUCAGGGUUAAAGUGUUAAGUGAACCAGAAAACUUUAUGGGCUGAUGCUGUACUAAAACUGUUUUAUCAAGGCAGUUUGGGUGCAAUUGGUCUAAGACUGUAAAGGUAAAGUUGGGGCUGUAUGCUAUAGCUGAUGUGGCCUUGCUGCUCAUUUCUGUCCCCUUGGCCUUUGAGCCUGUGGUGGGUGAGAACUCAUUACCCUGGGACACAGGGUCAGUGCACUAUUUGGGUUGCCUCAGUUCACCUUACCCAGGUUUUCCCAGGUAACCACUUAGUGGCCAGCCUGAAACCGAGAAUGAAGAGCUGGGCACACCCAGGCUGGGAUUUAUGCCCAGGCCCACAGAUUCAUAUCCAGGCAUGCUGACCACUGGAUCAGGAGGAGAAUGUGGAUAUUGCCAAAUCUUUAAUUCUCAACAACAAACUUCUUAUUUUUAGGUAUUUACUACUUAAUAUGAAUUUAAAAUAUUCGAUGGACUUAAUUUAAAAUGAGCCUACAGAUUUUUUUUUAAUGAUUCACUUUUUGAUAGUUAUCUUAUAUAAAUCCUAUAAGACUAGGCAACAUUGCAACAGGACAAGUGGUGUGACACGAGGUAGCCAUGCUGGUCAUACCCGGUCAUAGAACAUGUUGACUGUUUUCCAUUUCCCAGACACGUAGAUAUGGCAGAACCACAAACAGUCCAAGGCAGUCACAUCCAAACAGCCUUCAUAAAAUGGUUUUAGUAUAGUAUUAUUGCAUGUGGCACACUACCCAGAAGCCAACCCUACCCACCAGCUUGUUUCUGUGAGACAAUCCCAGGUGGAGGAGGCCAAGGAGAGUUUGUGGCUUGAGUAAGGUGAUAGAUCCUGCCAUGGGGUAGGAUGGGACCGCUAUCUUGCAUGGAGACUUGCCUGGAGGAACCCCGGGUUAGGUGUUGUAGGAUGGAUAAGGUGUGUUCCCCUGGCAUUUGCCCAUAGUGAUUGAUUAUUACUACUGUUAAAAAAGUAAAGAUCAUAUAACCAACACCAUGUUCAUUAUUUCC
Molecule: messenger RNA, 5558 nt
Organism: Eriocheir sinensis (Chinese mitten crab)
Lineage: Eukaryota; Metazoa; Arthropoda; Malacostraca; Decapoda; Varunidae
Product: inner centromere protein-like
Exons: 15
Coding region: 186-3809 (1207 amino acids)
Biological process (GO): mitotic cytokinesis; positive regulation of protein serine/threonine kinase activity; metaphase chromosome alignment
Cellular component (GO): kinetochore; nucleus; chromosome passenger complex
Molecular function (GO): protein serine/threonine kinase activator activity
Source: RefSeq, a predicted model, not a curated record